Salvia splendens (bonfire salvia) is the source of this 2559-nucleotide messenger RNA. RefSeq names its product G-type lectin S-receptor-like serine/threonine-protein kinase At1g11330. Bases 9 to 2486 code for a protein of 825 amino acids. The transcript has 7 exons. Gene Ontology annotation, cellular component: plasma membrane. Gene Ontology annotation, molecular function: protein serine/threonine kinase activity; ATP binding. NCBI's taxonomy places the organism in Eukaryota, Viridiplantae, Streptophyta, Magnoliopsida, Lamiales, Lamiaceae. The record is from RefSeq and is a predicted model, not a curated record. Gene Ontology annotation, biological process: protein phosphorylation; recognition of pollen.
AAAUUAAAAUGACAGUUGUUAAAUCAAUUCUUCUUCUUCUGCUGCUUAUCAUCCAAAUUGUUGCAUGUUUGAGCAUAGAAAAUGACACCAUUUCAACCGGUGUAGUGAUCAAAGAUCCACAAUCCAUAGCAUCCCAAAACCAGAUAUUCAAACUAGGAUUCUUCACACCUCCAAACACCACCAACCGCUACUUAGGCAUCUUCUUCACCUUCUCCCAAGAAACCGUGAUUUGGGUCGCCAACAGAGACACACCCCUCACUGAUUCUUCGGGCUCCCUUACUCUCUCCCGAGGCGGAAAUAUCGUCGUCUUGGACGGGACUACUAAUCAAACCGUCUGGUCCACCAACAUCACCCCCACCACCUCUCCCGUCAUAAACUCAACCGCCCAACUCCUCGACACUGGCAAUCUCGUCUUGCGGGAAGAGGCCACGGGAGACGUAUUAUGGGAGUCGUUCUCAGAGCCUACGGAUGUGAUUGUGCCAGGCAUGACGCUGAGCCAGAACGUCAAGACAGGGAAGAUGGUGGCUCUGUCGGCGUGGAAAAACGCCUCUGAUCCCGAGCUAGGGAGGUUCACCGCCGGCCUAGACGCAUUUAGCAUCCCGCAGCUUGCCACCUGGGAUGAGGGGAGGCCACACUGGAGGAGCGGGCCGUGGAAUGGCCUCAUCUUUCUCGGGAUAAAGGAGAUGUUCUAUGCCUACUUGGAUGGUUUCACUCAAGUGACUAAUGACAGCGCGGGAAAUUUCUUCUACUCAAAGCCGCAGGAGAAUGUGUACAUAACGGCCAGCGUGAACUCAACGGGGCACGUGCUUAGGAAGGUGUGGGAUGGGGUGGCGAAGAGAUGGAACGUGGAAUGGACCGCUCCUGAAAAUGAAUGCGAUGUUUAUGGAAAGUGUGGGGCGUUUGGUAGCUGUAAUGUCGUGAAAUCUCGUAUUUGCACUUGUUUGAGAGGAUUUGAAGCAGCAAAUGAGGAUGAAUGGAGGAGAGGGAAUUGGACUAAUGGUUGUAGGAGGAGGAAGCAGUUGCAAUGUGGAGGAGAUGGAUUUGAAAGGCUGCGGUAUAUGAAGGUUCCUGACUUUGCUAAGCCCUUGCCUUCUAGGGUUCAAGACGAGUGUCGAACCACAUGUCUAAGAAACUGCUCCUGUAUAGCUUAUGCUUAUGAUGGUAACAUUGGUUGUAUGUUUUGGAGUGAUACCUUGAUUGACACUCAGGACUUUGGUAGUGUUGGUGUUGACCUCUACAUUCGCCUCUCUGCUUCUGAAUUUGAAAGUCACAAGGAGAGAAAGUUGUACAUCAUAAUUGGAGUAGCUGUGGGUUUUGUUUGCAUAUCUAUUCUGAUGUUUAUUGCUUGGUGGUUUAUAGUGAAAAGGAAAGGGAGCCAAGCGCAAGAUUCGAUUAUUUUGGAAGCAGGACAGGUGUUCACGACGGAUUCAACUGCAAUCGUACUUAGAAAUGAAUCAAAUGAAGUUAAUAUUGGCGAGUUGCCAAAGUUCACUUUUAAGAUGCUUGCUAAAGCAACAAACCAGUUCCAUGAAGAUAAUCUUCUUGGAAGGGGUGGUUUCGGUCCUGUUUACAAGGGAGUUCUGGCAAACGGGAAAGAAAUCGCUGUAAAGAGACUAUCAGCAGACUCCGGACAAGGAAUGCAAGAAUUCAUGAAUGAAGUAAUUGUGAUAUCCAAACUCCAACACAAGAAUCUUGUCAAACUGUUGGGAGGUUGUGUUGAGAAAGAAGAGAAGAUUCUGAUAUACGAAUACAUGCCAAACAAAAGCUUAGAUGCUUGUCUCUUCGGUCCUAUAAAUCCAACAAAGAAGUUGUUAGAUUGGAAUAUGCGUUCCAGCAUUAUCGAGGGCAUUGCACGAGGCAUCCUUUACCUUCACAGAGACUCAAGACUAAGGAUCAUUCACAGAGACCUUAAGCCAAGUAAUGUUCUGCUAGACCAAGAUUGGAAUCCAAAAAUCUCGGAUUUUGGGAUGGCAAGAAUAUUCGGAGGCAAUGAAGAGCAUGGAAAUACUGCAAGAGUCGUGGGAACGUACGGAUACAUGGCGCCAGAAUACGGAAUGGGAGGCAGAUUUUCUGAAAAAUCGGAUGUAUACAGCUUCGGAGUGCUGAUAUUGGAGAUUAUAAAAGGAAAAAAGAAUACACAGUAUUUCAAUGAUGAAUUGUCGUUGAGCCUUAUUGGAUAUGCGUGGAAAAUGUGGAAUGAGGGUAACGGUUUGAGUUUCGUGGAGGAAAGCAUCGCAAAUAGGGAGACGGAGGAAGAGAUAGUUCGAUGCAUUCAGAUUGGGCUACUUUGUGUCCAACAAAAUCCCAAGGAUAGACCUUCCGUUGAAAUCCUUCUGUCGAUGCUGAGUCGUGAUAUCGUGGAGCUACCAGUGCCGAACCAGCCAGCAUUUUCGGAAAAUGGUUCAACAACAGGCCCUAGUGGAUCAACACACCAAAAUGUCUUCUCCAGUAAUGAACUCACUCUUAGUGUGCUUCAUGGAAGAUGAAUCUAUUCUUCACUAUCAUUAUAUUAUCCUCUCUAUACAUUUUUAUUUCCUAAAGCUAUUGCCUAUCUGUAUU